AUGCCUGCAUCACAACGACCGAUCCUUCCGAAACCACCACCAACGGCUGUUUCCCCUGAGGGUGAGGAUCCCGGCGGUGGCUCGCCAGGCACACAACAACAACAACAACAGCAGCUGCCGCCGGGCAGGAAGAACAUAAAGGCAGCGUGUGAGACGUGCCGCAAGUCCAAGGUCAAGUGUUCAGGCGAGCGCCCGGCCUGCUCGCGCUGCCUGGCGCGAGGCUUGGAGUGCGUCUACCUCGCCGAACACGCCGAGACCCAGGUACAGGCGCUCAAGCGCAAGCACGACGAGUCGCAGCACGAGAACCUGAUCUACAGGGAGCUGUACCGGCUCCUCGUCACGGUGAGCGAGGCGGAGGCCCUCGACAUCCUGCAGCGCCUGCGGGCCGGCACCGACGUCGAGACCACUGUCCGCCGGGUCCAGGAGGGCGACCUGCUCCUGCAGCUCGCCUUAAGGCCAGAGUCGCGAUUCCGGUACCAGUUCCCAUACCUCCCCUUCAUGCCUGCCGCCCUGCAGACUUCUGACAAUCCGUACUUGGAGUCCUUGCUGUACGAGGGCGCCGCGCAGGGCUUUGGCCAGCCUCCGUCCCAGCAGCAGCCGUCGUCUGCCGCCGAGGCAGCCCUGGCAGGGAAUCACAGCCAUGUCUACAUGAAGCCGUACCACGCUGCGGAGCUCAUGGAUGGCCGGCUGGCGUCCGCCAAGGCGUCCGACUGGACCUCGGUGACGACCGACGACAACCUGUUCAGGCGCCUUCUGCGCGCGUACCUCAUUCACGAGUACUGCGUGGCCCCUGCAUUCCAGAAAGACUACUUCCUGUAUGACCUGGCUCGUGGGAAAGGCCACUUAUGCUCACCGCUGCUCGUGAACUCGGUCUUGGCGAUAGGGAGCCACUGCCACCGCAGCAACGCCUUCCGGUCACAGCUGUGGAACCCUCAGAACAUCGGCUACAGAUUCCUGGUGGAGGCAAGGCGGCUCUGGGAGUUGGAGGAUCUCGAGAACGCGAAGUUGACCACGUUCCAAGCGACGAUACUACUGAGUCUGGCAUACAACAGCCACGGCAUGGAUAAAAUUGGCGAUAUCUUCAUCCGGCACGCCGUGUCGAUGGCUAGGAAAAUGAGCCUCUUUACGCCCACACCAGCCCUCAAGAACAACAGGACACAGCGGGCGCGCGAGUUCACGGCAUGGGCAUUCUUCAACUUCCAAACCUUCGCUGACGGUGGAGUGGGCGACGCUACAAGGUCCGCAGGCUACUACUUCAUGCGGCGGGCGUGGCUGGGCGAGCCCCCCGAGGUGAGCCUGCCGGACCCGGACGAGAACCCGGGCUGGUACGGCGAGCUUGCGCUCGUGUACCCGCCCAGCACGGCCCCGACGCCGAUGCACUGGCCGCACACGUUCCGGGCGAUGUGUGGCCUCCGCGUGAUCAUGAACCAGGUCGCGCACGAGGCCUUCCGGGAUCACCACCCGCAGACGGUGACGGGCCUGCCGCAGCAGAGGGCGCGGGAGGUACAGUCGCGGCUCCGGGACUGGUACGCGAGCCUGCCCGGGCCCCUGGAGCCCAAGAAGGCCGUCUUCCCGAGCCACCUGAGACUUCACCUCGAGUACUUCUCCAUGCACAUCACGCUGGCCACGACGGUGAUCGAGGAGCAGGUCGAGAUCCACUCCUCGGCAGACCUAGAGCCACCAAACAGCGACGAAGACGACGGCGACGGCUUGCCGCUCGUGUCGAGCGCGGGCCCCGCGGCGAUGCGGCACCUCGAGACGGUGGCGCGGCUGUACUACAUGCGGCACGGGUUCGAGGCGUGCGACAGCUCGCUGGCGUACUUCCUGGCGCUGCUGGCGAGCAUCUCUCUGCGGGCGCUCGAGGGCGGCGGCGACGGGGCUCGGCUCGCGGCGGGCCGCGGGUGGCCCGAGGUGCUGCGAAGUACGCUCAUCCUCGCCAUGAAGGGCCUGCACGACCAGGGCCGCCACCUGCACGUCUGCAAGGUGCUCUUCCGGUUGCUGCGAGACCGUAUGCAGGCCGCCGAGGCGGACAUCCUCGGGCGGUUUGUAAUCUCGUCAGGCGACGGUGGUGGUAGUGGCAGCAGCGAUGGGGGAGGAGAUGGAGAGGGAGAAGGGAGCGAGGCGGACCUGGCGCUACAUACGCGGUCGAGAUUUCCCCUGCCCGUGGUCAAGAUGGGCGAGGACCUGAACGCGGCAAUCCUGGAGAACCUGGUCGUGAAGUACCAGGCUGUCAGCCUGGAGAGCAGCGACAGCACCGGGUCUGGGAACGGUGAAGAGGACAUCACGGCAGCGUGA
Messenger RNA from Diaporthe citri, 2295 nucleotides. RefSeq lists its product as uncharacterized. The record is from RefSeq and is a predicted model, not a curated record. Lineage: Eukaryota; Fungi; Ascomycota; Sordariomycetes; Diaporthales; Diaporthaceae. Bases 1 to 2295 code for a protein of 764 amino acids. The transcript has 6 exons. Gene Ontology annotation, molecular function: DNA binding; zinc ion binding; DNA-binding transcription factor activity, RNA polymerase II-specific. Gene Ontology annotation, biological process: regulation of DNA-templated transcription; DNA-templated transcription.